This is a messenger RNA of Pimephales promelas (fathead minnow), 891 nucleotides long. The record is from RefSeq and is a predicted model, not a curated record. Lineage: Eukaryota; Metazoa; Chordata; Actinopteri; Cypriniformes; Leuciscidae.
UCUACAAGGCUGCGAAAGCAUGCCGCAACGCUUUCAACAGUGCUGAAUAUGACUGACACCGAGAUGGACCAGCUGGCAAACUUCCUUGGACACGACAUAAGAAUCCAUCGUGAGUUCUAUCGACUCCCUGAGAAGACCUUGCAACUUGCCAAGAUCAGCAAAGUUCUAAUGGCACUUGAACAAGGAAGAUUAGCUGAGUUCCAUGGCAAGAACUUGGAUGAAAUUGGGAUAGAUCCUGAUGAAAAAGUUCUUAACUCUGAUGAGGAAGACGAGAGCAUAACAGAGGGACUCUGUUCAUCUACUGUUGACGAACCAUCUUCAGAGGUGGCACUUCCUCCUACCGAGAGGAGUGACAUGCCGCCACCACCCAAGAGACGCAGACUACCAGCAGAUGAAGAGAUGCCUACAGAAGCCAGUGCUGUGAGGCCUUCUUCCAAAGGUAAAAGUACCCAGAAGACACCCUGGCAGCAGACAGAGGUGCAGGCGGUGGAAAGGCACAUGCAGCGAUUCAUCACAUCGCUCACUGUACCAGCAAAGAGCGACUGUGAAAAGUGCUUGAAAGCUGAACCAGGAGCACUGAAGAACCGUGAUUGGAAGAAUGUAAAAUUUUACAUUUAUAAUCGUAUUACAGCUUACAAAAAGAAAUUCCAGUGCAAAUAAUAAUAAUGUGAACAUCAUGGCAGGUUUUGUUCAAAGAUUUUAAAGGGUUAAAGAUGUUUUAAGGUUUACUAUCCCUUUAAAACUACAGAAACACUUGUAGGCUAUAGAAUAAUUUUGUUUGCCAUAUGUUUUAUGAUGACUGUGAUGGCCACCAGUCGGAAAACAUUGAUCAAACAACAUUUCAAAUAGAGUGUCAUGUUUGCAGUACAGUAUGUUUAUGAUGACCACCAG